Molecule: messenger RNA, 408 nt
Organism: Aspergillus puulaauensis
Lineage: Eukaryota; Fungi; Ascomycota; Eurotiomycetes; Eurotiales; Aspergillaceae
Product: hydrophobin family protein
Exons: 3
Coding region: 1-408 (135 amino acids)
Cellular component (GO): fungal-type cell wall
Molecular function (GO): structural constituent of cell wall
Source: RefSeq, a predicted model, not a curated record
AUGAAGCUUACUGCCGCUACUGCCAUCUUUUCCCUCUUCGCUGCCGUCAGCGCUGGCAAACCCUCCACCGCCGAUUGGACCGUCAAGGAGGCCAGCUCCAAGUGUGGCGACCAGGCUCAGCUGUCUUGCUGUAAUGAGGUCGACUAUGUCGGUGACACCACGACCAUCCAGAAGGGUGUUGCCUCUGGUAUCCUGAGCGGUCUUCUUGGCCAGGGCUCUGGCGCCGAGGGCAUUGGUGCCUUCAAGGGCUGCUCCAAGCUCGACGUUGCCGCCGUUAUCGGUGUCCAGGACCUCCUCAACAAGCAGUGCCAGCAGAACAUCGCUUGCUGCGACAACAGCGGUGCCGAGGCCAACGGCGACCUUGUUGGCGCUGCCCUUCCCUGCAUUGCUCUUGGCGCCGUUGCCUAG